Moneuplotes crassus is the source of this 8595-nucleotide messenger RNA. The record is from the annotation of a GenBank genome assembly. NCBI's taxonomy places the organism in Eukaryota, Ciliophora, Spirotrichea, Euplotida, Euplotidae.
AUGAGCAUUUCUAAAGAAGAACUAAAGGGUAGCUCUAGCGAAGAUGGCUCAAGUGAGAGUGGAUCAUACGAAGUCAAAAGUGAUGUUGAAGAUCUCCCAAAGCCAGCUCGUACAAACAAGAUUAAUAGAGGAAUGACAUACGGUAAAGGAGCUGGGAUUAAUGGUAUGCCAAAACUCUUCGGCCAAAAAGAACUCUCCGAAGAAGAAGCUGAUUCAAGUGCUGCUGAAGAAGAGGAGAAAAGAGAGAAGAAAAAGAGCAAAAUGAAGAAGCUAAAAAUCAACAAAAAGGAAAAGAAAGAUGACAUAGAUGACCUCGGUCGUAUGGCUAGCCUACAAAAUGAACGUGACUUAAAAAGUAUCUUCCAAAAUAUUGCUAAUAUGAACAAAAUGACAAGACCUUCCCUCUCCGGAGCAAGAGUGAGAGAAGCUAAAGACCCUAGAGAAGAAAAGAAAGAAGAAAUAGACCCCUUUGGAAGAGUACAAAAAUCUUUGGUUAGUGGGGAAGUCUACGAGAAUGAUAGAAAAGAAGGAGAUCUUACUUUUGGAAGCUACAUUGUUAUUAGUAUUGAAAAUGAAAAGGAACAAAGAGAAAAGGAUUAUGACAGAGGAAUGAAAACUGAACACAGAAAGUUCUUCUCCAAGUUCAGAAUUUCAGAUGUAGUAAAAGCAGAGAAAAUGUCAAAAGAAAAUUAUGAUUCAAAUUGCGUGUUCAGAAUUAUUCCUGCUGCCCAAUUUUCACUGAUGAAUAAAUUAAGAGAGAUUGUAACAGAGGAGAUCAUUCCACAGAACUUUGAAUUGGAUUAUGAGAACUUCAUCUCUGAAAUGGAAGAUAGUGUAGAUACUCAAGAUGAUUUGAUGGGAAAACCUAUCAAAUAUGGCAGUAAAUUUCAGCUGGUUCAAGAGAGUUCAAAAAGAUUUUUAUCGAUGAGCACAUCAAGCUCAACAAGAGUAGCAAAGAUAUUCAAUAACCGUUAUGUUGAUAGCCAGUGUUAUGACUUAUGCUUCUCAGAAUACCCAUCUAUGUUUACUCACUUCCAGUUUGAGGAGUGUUCCAACUUUCAGAGAGAAGGUAAUGGAAACGUUAGUGUAGAUCAUUUUUUCUAUCUUUCAUCGAAAAUAAAAUCCAAGAGCUUUUAUGCUUACAACAGUGAUAAGUACUUAGUCAUGACUCAAAGUUAUAAAACGCCUUUGUACUAUAACCUUGUCAGAGAGUCAGGGACAUUUAAUGAGAUAGAAGAUGUGCAGACGAGUGAAGUUGUGCUCAUUGCUUAUGCCAAUGAGGACUACUUCUUAAACGUUCCUCACAGGUUUGAUCCUGCUUCUGGUCAAUAUAUUGAACAAAAUAUUGCUUUUGAAAAUACCAGAGACUUUAAUUCCUGGUUCAUGGUUGAAUACGAUGAAGAGAAACAAAUUGUUCACCUCAAGCAUUUCAACACAGGGAAAUAUGUUAGUAUCGAGAAUUCAGACAACUUGGAAGAAGACGUUGCAAGGCUUGUAGGAGAAGUCAAUGGUGAAAGAAUAGAAGAAACAGAGAUUAUUUUUGAGCCUGUGAACACUACAAAUACUAACGUAUCAAGAUAUACAGAUCAAUGUGUUUUCAAAAUUAGGGCAAAUAAUAAGGGAAAAGAUAACGAAGACAAUUAUAUUAGAUUUGCUAAUGAAUAUGACAGAGAAAAAGUUGGACAAGAAAACGAUAAUAUAUUUGAAGAAAAUGAUAGCAGCAAGGUUCCUCUGGUUGUCCGUGAUGCUGAUUCAAUCAACAAAUAUGAUACCUUUAAACUGAUAUUUCCUACAGAUGAUACUUACAGAGAGUUGAUAUUUUGUAAAGAUUCAACAUUACGCUUGAAGGAAAUUUUUAAGAGUGUUGACGAGGCCAAAGAGAUAAAUGAAGCUCUUGAAAAGAACAAUCAUGCAUUAUACAAAGUGUUCCUCAAAGUUUACAAAUUUGUCACCAAUGAUCUUGAAGGAAGAACUAACUCAGAUUAUGAUGUUGAUGAAAUAGUUGAUUACAGACAAGAAAUGGUUGCUAAGGCAGGCUUCCUCAACCAAAUCUUCGACUUUUUAGAUUAUUGAAUCAUGAUCAAUAAGAAUGAAGAUGAAGAAUGGUACACAGAGCUUCAGACUAUUUUCAAAAUUGCAGCUCAAGAGAAUAAUGAUUUUGAAAAUCUCAUAGAGCUCGUUUUUGAAACCAUGUAUGUUCUAUUUGAAGGAAAUUCUCGGAACCAAUUGGCUGCUACCCACAAAAUUGAAACAAUGCAACAGUUUGUCUUUGUUCCCAACAUCACCAAAGUUCUGAUCGUUAUUUUUAAAGACAAACAGUUUGAAAUGAACAAGAAGGAAAUUCACACUGAAAUUCUUUAUCGAAGGAUUUAUGAAUUUGAAAGAUUCCAACCGAUAGUUGAUUCUUUUAUUCAGAAAUUAAAGAAGACACAGAAUUCUCAGUACAUCUUUAUCUUAAGGAAGAUCUGAUUGAUCGAUGGAAACCCUCUUCCUCUAAUUCAGAAGGAAAUUUUUAACACAAUUUAUCAGCCAGUUGAGAGCGGAGAAAGCUGGGAUGAGGACCAGGCUGAACAAUUCAUGUUUGGAGUUUCCUUUGAGGAUGACACUCUCCAUUUAACAACUCCCACAAUUAAUGAUGCUGGAGAUCAAGUGCUCGAGCAUCCAGACGGACAACAAAGAGUAGUCAGUGGUGAAGACUUUACUUCAGGUUUAUCCAACGAAGAAAAGAACUUCGUUUUAGAUCAGCUUGCCUUAGAGGCAGAUCUGUGUUUUGGAAGAAACAGAUACUGUAAUAAGUUCUUUAAGAGGAGAUAUCCUGUUCAAACUUUGAUAAGAAAUAUCAUUAACGAAAGGAUUCCAAAAACAUUAAAGGCAGUUCUAGUCAGAAUCUUCACAAGUCUUUAUAUUGAUGAUCAUCCUCACAGGCUCUUGAAAGUUUCUAGAUGCUAUAAAGCAUAUCAAUCAGGGGAUGAUAGAGUACAUGAAACUGAGUUUGAAAGAUCAGAUGAACUUUCCGCUGGUGAUCUUAAUGAUCUAUUUGAGUACAUCAACAAAUACUUCUUUGCUUUUGCCAAAGAGGCUAGAGGCCCUUCUCAUGUCAAGCCAUUCGAAAUGGAGCUCGUUAAAUGAUGUAAAUUUAUGCUUAAAUUUGGUAUCUUUACUCAUAGGAAUAAUGAAUUCCAAGUGGAUGACAUUGAUGAUUUAUUCAGUUUCUUGUGUCAUAUCCUCGACAUUUUCACCAAUAGAAAAGAUUUUGAGUCUAGAUCAUUAGAUCUGAUUGCACAAAAAGAUGAAAUUAUUGAGGACUACACCCAAAACAACCCAAUUCAGAAGGCAGCGCAUGAUAUAAAGUACAGAAUUCUGAACAAGAAAGAUUGGAAGAAUACAGCAGUUGAAGCAGAUCUUGGAAAAUCUAAAGAAGAUGGAGAAUAUAGAGAAUCUCAUGUUCAUAGUAAAAUUAUUCUUGAAAUUAUGGAGAUUUUUCACUUUUUGUUUGACCUCAGGCAGAACUAUCUUAUGGAGAAUAUUGUCGAAAUGUUUCACAAAAGAGUGUUUACAAGAAAUGUUGGUGAAGAACUAUUUGAUGAUGAAAAGAGAAGAACCAAAGUUAUUGCAUCUAUGGUUAGAGAUUUCAAAAAGGUUCUCCCAGAUAAUUCUACUUUUUCUAAUCAGCUAAAGUACAAUUUCCCUUCUGUUGAUGAAAUGUACGAAGAUAAAGAGUUUGAACAAUUCAGAGAGGAGAUUAUGAGAUCUCAACUAGGACUAGAUAUGCAUGAUGACUUCCUCGUUCUUCUCAUGGACACAUUUAAUGUCAGUAGUGGCAACAAGUUCCUCCAACAGAUGACCUUGACUAUAAUCUGUAGGUACUACUCAGAAAGAUCGGAAUUAGUCAGGAAUAUCGACAGAAUGUGUCUCCUAUUUGAUGAAAAUGAGUGGAAAUUCUACCAAUGGGUCAAUAUUACCAUUGAUAUGUUCACUAGAGACACUGAAAAAUCAGUACUUUGGCUCAAUGAAGAUGACGAUUAUAACGAUCAUGAUCUCAUUGACAGAGUAAAUGGGUAUCUAUUCAAUCUGAGAGCUGCUCUCAACCAGAAAUAUCAAAUCUUAGAUUCAGAGGGUGGCGGAUAUGAAUUUGUUCCAAUUGAAGGAGAAAGAAAGAUCAAUAAAUUCGCGCAAAGAGUGUUUAGAAGCUUAAAAGUUUAUGACCACCUAAUCAACUUUAUAAUGAAAAAUAAAAAACUUCUGAUCAAGGUUAGAACUACUGAUGACAAAGAAAUGGGAGAAACAGAAAGAUUGACCUGCAACAAUAUUGAAAAGAUCUUCAGAAGAUGUCUCAAGAUUUUAGAAGCUUUUACAAUGAGUAAUAAAAUUAAUCAGGGUCUAAUGUGGAAAUAUAAAGAAAUAUUCGUAUUCCCUGAACUCGGAAGUUCUGAAGAGGAUGGUGAGCUCGAGUUUAUCCUCUCAAUUGUCGAUCAAAAUGACAUGGUUAAAGUAACAAGACCAUUAGAUGUGUUCAUAUCAUGCCUUAACCAAAGAAUGGGCCACGAAUCUAAUUUUGUAAUUCUACUCGAUAUCUUCAAUAAACUGAUGGACUUUGAAAGUAAUGGAAAAAUAAAGAAAUCCUUAACAAAAUUGAUCCUUGAAAGAAAGGAUAUGCUGGAAGCAUCUAAAUCUCCUAACAGUGCUACUUUCGAAGCAUCAAUUAAUGUCAAAGAAAUUUUAUUGCAUAUCUUGCAAAACCAAGAGCUGUCAUAUGCCAAAGAUUCCUUCAUAGAAUGCUUCCCUCUUGAAGAAUUCAUUGAUAGACUAGUGGAAUCACUUGAUUGAUUAGACAAAUUGCAAGCUGAAGAGGAAGAUGAUUAUCUUGAUGAACAAGAUUAUGAAGAAUUAAGAGAGAGUCAACAAAUAGUCAUAAUAGAAUUAUAUUCAAAACUCCAUUUUAACAAGGAUAACCUUAGCCUAGACUUUGAAGCUAUAGCAGACCAUUUCAAUGAAAAGAUAGAUCCAUACUACCAUGAACUUCUUGACAAAUUCAACUACGAUGUUGAUCUCGAAGAUAAAGGCAGUUACAAACUUAGUGAAAUAAAGCUGAUUGUUCUUCAUCUUCAAAUUCUUAUCAAAAAUAUCCUUGGAUGAGCCAAAGCAGCAAAUGAUAAGCUCCUUUCUAGAUCAGAUAGAGAUUAUGAAUUGGGUGAAAAUAUGAGACUGAUUAGCUCCAAAAUCGAUAAAAUUGGAGAAAAACUAACUGCUUUUCUUAAGAAACUUAGAUCCUGCAAGAAUGAUGAUAUCUCUGAUCUCUUGAACCAAAUUCUAGGUAAAGAGAGUGAAGAUGAUGAAUUGAACGAAGGAGUUGAUCCUAAGAACAUCAGCGUUGGAAAUUCCAUGAACAAGAGUGCAAAAUUAAACCUAGCUGAGUUAGAAGAGAAUGGAAGUGCAACUAAUAUCUCCUUCAGAAUAUCUCAUGCUAUCUCAAAAGCCCAAACUUCAAACAGAAGGGCAAAUAAUAUUAAGAUUAAGAAUAGAAGGAGCAAGGAAUCCAUUGGUUUUGGGAAAUGCUGGGCCAUAUACGUUGACAAAAUAUGCAACUCAAGAGUUGCCAGAGAGCUAAGUAAUCAAGAGCAAGAUGAAGUAACGACCAUAAUGUUUGAUCAACUUACUAAGAAAGAAGAGAAUGAAAAUGAUAGAUUUAAUGUUAUGUCCUUAAAGAAAUUCAUUGCAAAUGCUAUUGAUUAUUCAUGUGAUUGAGAGAAUGCCACAUGGACAGUAUAUUUAGUCAUAUUUAUCUUCAAAUUAUUCGGAAAUCUAUGCAAGAAAUGAGAAGAGAAGUUGACUAGAAAAGAUGAGUUAGAUGAAAUCAUAGUCAGAAAGAUUAAUACCAAUAUUCUCGAUAUCAUGGAUACCUUAAGAAAUUGCAACUACAUCUUUGGAGUAUUAUGCGAAGUUGAUGAUGCUAAUGUAUUUCAAGAUGAAAUAUUCAUGAUUACUCUUUAUUUCUUUAACAAGCUUCUCAUAGUUCGAACAAACAGUGUCCAACUGAAGCUUGAAGGAGUAUUCAAAAAUCAUUCUGGAAAUCAAGCAUUUUUCAACCAAUUAAAUAGGUAUUUACAUUCAUACACCUCUAAGAUCAGAAAGAAUGUUUUACAACCUUUCUUUGCAAAGCAAAAGUACACUGAUGAGCUUUCUGAAAAAUCAUACUACAUCGAUAAAAACUUGGAAAAACAAAUCAUUGAUUUCCUCAGAUUAACUUGUAAGAAUGGCAACAGGCAGAUGCAAAACUAUAUGAAGAAGCAAUCGAACAACACUAGGAGUUUUAACAUGGUUUACAGCAUCAAUGAUCUUUCGAAGGAAUUGUUGACUCAUCUCCAUUAUCCUGUUGCCUUCGAUACAUAUAUUUCCUGUCUCAGAUGUAUACUCGAAUUUAUCCAAGGGCCAAACAGAAUAAAUCAGACUAUUCUCAUCAACAAUGACUUUGUCCCAAAUGUUGCUGUUCAAAUCCUUGCAUUGGGAUAUCAUGAAGAUGAAGCUGAAUAUGGAGACAAGCUAGAUCAAAUUAAUAAAUCCCUCUCUAAAGGAAUAAGCAUUGGAAUGACAAAGAGCCGACUCGGCCUUCCCUCGAUUUCAGUUGGAAAAAGUAGUUUGAAGCAGUAUGGAAACAUUGAAGUAACUAUGCCAACGACCAACUAUAUGAUAAGUCUUGCUAAAUACUGGAUUCUCUUGAUCUUGAAUCAUUUGACUGACGGCUAUGAACCUUCUGAUUACAUCUACUAUAUAUACAGAAGAGAGAUAAAUCCAGAUAUAUUUAGGCAGAACUUUGCAUUCCAGAGAUAUUUCUUCCAAAGGUUUAACAAGGAUCAGUACAAGACAGAGCUAUUCUUUUCUUAUUAUCAGAACAUCAACUCAAAGAAGAGUCCAAUGAUCAUUGAGAUCGGGUUUGAGCUCUACUUCUUGAUUAAGAAGAUAGAAGAAAACAUUAAACUUGAUUAUGAUGAAAGAUACACCAAGAGCUUAAUAAAGCUUUUGCCAAAAUGGGACAAGCCACAGAUUAAGACCCAGUCUAACUUUUUGUUUGAGACCUUGUUCUACUUCAUUGAUAUGUCUAAAGCAUUCCUGAGCUUUUUCAGAACAAGCACAGAUAAGAUCAGCUUCAAUCAAAUCAGGAAGUAUGCUCAGAAUGAUACUCAAAUCAGAGCCACGCUUAACUUCUUUGAAAACAAGAGUGCCCAAAUUGAAAUUUAUAAGCAAGGAAAGCUGCAAAAGUUUUGGUUCCCAAGACUUCCUUACUGAGUAUUCCAGAAUAGUGAUGUGAAAGAUGAAUUUCUGCAGAACGUCAAUAGAACUGAUUCCAAAACAAAGUGUAACGAUCUUGUUAGAAGCUCAAAGAUUAUGCUUGUUAUUCUUAAGAUUGACUACUUCUUAAGAAGCAGACUUGGAAACAUCUUAGGAUUAAUCGUUGGAUAUAUAGAACUUUGGAAGAAAUACUUGCAACUCUUAGCUGUUGUCAUUAAUGUUUUGAUUAUUUUGUCUUAUAAUACUGAUCUUGGCAGCAGGUUUAGGAAACCAUCCAUUGGGGAUCUUGAUGAUACUGAAACUUUGGUGACUAUCAGAGCUCUUGGAAUUGUGAACCUUAUCCUUGCCAUUAUUGUUGUAGGAGUGCUAAUGGCUCAGAGAAUUCCCUACAACAUUCAAAAAUUCCGUGUUAGAAAUCAAGAUACUAAUAAAAGAUUAAAGGAGUCAGGGCAGGUAGUUCAUGAAGAUCUAAUCAGGAAUACAUACAUAAAGUUCAAUGCAGUCUAUGAGACCACCAAGUUGAUAUUGUUUGAUGUCACUCUCCUGUAUCAUAUGAUUUAUUUCUUCUUUAUUGUUCUUGGGGUUACUUAUCAUCCAUUCUUUUUCUCAAUAAGUCUCACAUAUCUGAUUGUGAGUUCUCCUGUAUUGAUUAAUGUUUUAAAGGCUGUGUAUGAACCAAGAAUUCAGAUUAUCUUAACGCUGUUCCUCACGAUCAUUGUCUACUAUGUGUUCUCAAUCUUCUCAUAUAUGAUUUUCCACAGUGAUUAUAAUGAAUCACUUGAAAAUGCUUGUUACAGCUUAUGGUCUUGCUUGUUCAUCACUAUUGAUCAAAGUUACAAAAAUGAUGGUGCAAUUGGAGGCUUUCUCCCUCUCCCAUUCACAGCUGAAGAAUCUGAAAUCAAGGUAGAGUGGAGUCGAUUCUUCUAUGAUUACAUUUUCAACUUAGUAAUUGCCAUUCUCCUUACUGAAAUCCUGAGUGGUAUCAUUAUCGAUAAGUUCAGUGAACUGAGAGAGAGCAAUGAAGAAAAGAGAAAGGACGAGAUGAGUGAGUGCUUCAUUUGUGGACAAACCAGAGAAGAACUUGAAAAGAAGCUCGGAUAUAAUGGAUUCAAAUACCACACCAUCUUCCAGCACAAUAUGUGGGACUAUCUCUUCUUUAUAGGAUAUCUCAAGAAUAAGAAGAAUUCUUACGUAAAUGAUUAUAUGGAAUCUGAAAGAUACGUCCUCGAAAAGCUAGAAGAUGAUGAAAAUAACUGGAUGCCAUGUUAUGCUUAAUUUUCAUUUAUUGUUGACCAAUUAUGUCAAUAU